GAUGGUGGCGGAUUUACAGAUGGAAAAUUGAAUAAAAGAAAGAAAGAAAAGGGUUUGGGGAGAUGACGAUGAUCUGGUGCUGCGUUAUUUAGGCGAGAAUAGGAUCCUCCUCUAUAUUUCUUCUUCUUCUUCUUCGGAUCGUAUUUCUCUCUGUCCAGCCUACAUACAAAUCAGGAUUAAGCCGGGACUCUCUGCUGGAUUAGGCAUUCUCUUGUGUAGGAUGGAUUUUGAGAUCAUUUAGAUGGACUUUUAUUGACAUUUUGACUUUUGAGAGUGUUUUUUUUUUACAGAAAACUAGUACUGUGUGAAAAUUACCUGUAAAUGUAUGUAACAUUCUAGAAUUUGUUACCCUUUGAUUAAGCAAUUGCAGCUGCAGUUUGGUCUGAAUCUAUUUGGGAUCUCAUUUCAUCCUUUAAGAAGUAUAAUUUAGAAUCUGCUCAAACUUUGUAGAUUUAUAAUCGUAUAUUUGCAGACAGGAAUGACAUGAACUUUUAAUUCUGGUUGCUUGAUCAUUUUGAGUUCUGGAAAUUCAGAUUGCUGCAAUCAAAUGGAGAAUUUAGCACAACUGGAAGCCUUGUGUGAGAGACUUUACAAUUCACAGGACUCAGCUGAACGAGCUCAUGCAGAAAAUACUCUGAAAUGCUUUUCCAUCAACACUGAUUACAUUUCACAGUGCCAAUACAUUUUGGACAAUGCCUCGACCCCUUAUGCAUUGAUGAUGGCUAGUUCGAGCUUGCUGAAGCAAGUGACUGAGCAGCACCUUCCUUUGCAGCUACGGAUUGAUAUUCGGACCUACAUAUUAAAUUACUUAGCCAGCAGAGGACCUGAGUUGGAGAACUUUGUAAUCACUUCCAUAAUUCAGCUCUUUUGUCGCAUCACAAAGUUUGGGUGGUUUGAUGAUGACAGCUUUAGAGAAGUGGUUGGAGAGGCGACAAAGUUCUUGAAUCAGGCCACUCCUCACUAUGCUAUUGGCUUGAAGAUCUUGAGUGAGAUGAUUAGUGAAAUCAAUCAGCCAAAUCCUGGUUCACCUUCAACACACCAUAGAAGGGUGUCAAACUCCUUCAAGGAUCAGUCACUUCUUCAAAUUUUUCGAAUAUCUUUGACAUCAUUGUGUCAACUUAAAGAUGAAGCAGGAAGUAAGCUACAAGAACUGGCUCUUACUCUGUCUCUCAAAUGCUUAUCAUUUGACUUUAUGGGGUCAUCAUUAGAUGAAAGUUCAGACGAUGUUGGCACCAUUCAGAUUCCAUCUUCAUGGAGGCCGGUCAUUGAAGAUCCCACAACAAUGCAGAUUUUCUUUGAUUACUAUGCCAUUACUAAAGCCAGUCUGUCAAAAGACGCUUUGGAGUGUUUAGUACGUUUGGCUUCUGCAAGGAGGGCUCUGUUCACAAAUGAUGCAUCACGCUUGACAUAUCUUGCUCACUUAAUGACUGGAACUAAAGAAAUCCUUGAAACAGGAAAAGGUCUAGCUGAUCAUGACAAUUAUCACGAGUUUUGUCGUCUUCUAGGACGAUUUAAAGUGAACUACCAGCUGUCCGAGCUUGUCACCAUGGAGGGCUACAGUACAUGGAUACAUUUAGUUGCAGAGUUCACAUUGAAGUCUCUACAAUCAUGGCAGUGGGCCAGUGGAAGUGUAUACUACCUACUGGGGCUGUGGUCUAGAUUGGUGGCAUCUGUUCCAUAUUUGAAGGCUGAUGUACCAAAUCUGCUGAAUGAAUACGUGCCUAAGAUUAUUGAGCAUUUUAUCUCGUCAAAGUUUGACUCUGCUCAGGCUGGAUUGCCAGAUGAUCUAUCAGAGGACCCACUGGACAAUGCUGAACUGCUUCAGGAUCAGCUUGAAUGCAUUCCAUAUCUUUGCAGAUUCCAGUAUGGUAGCUGCAGCCUGUAUAUAAUGCAGAUAACUGACCCCAUCCUUCAGAUAUAUAUGGAAGCAGUAAGCCUCCCAGCCAACAAUGAGCUUGUUGUGAUUGAAACAAAACUGGCUUGGAUAGUGCAUAUAGUUGCGUCAAUUGUCAAGAUGAAGCAAUUUAGUGGUGUAAGUGAAGAUUCUCAAGAAAUACUGGAUGCAGAACUUUCAGCACGAGUCUUGCGGUUGAUAAAUAUUACAGAUUGCGGGUUACAUAGUCAGAGAUAUGGUGAGGUUACCAAGCAAAGAUUGGACCGGGCAAUACUUGUAUUCUUCCAAAAUUUUAGGAAAUCAUAUAUUGGCGAUCAAGCCAUACACUCUUCUAAGCAAUUGUAUGGGCGAUUAUCUGAGCUUCUUGGACUUAAUGAUCACCUGCUCGUACUUAAUGUUAUUGUUGGGAAGAUCGCUACAAAUCUGAAAUGCUAUGUGGAGAGUGAUGUGGUUAUUAAUCACACUUUGAGUCUCUUUCUCGAGAUGGCGAGCGGAUAUAUGACAGGCAAGAUGCUUUUGAAGUUGGAUACAGUUCAAUUCAUAAUUUCACACCAUAAUAGGGAGCACUUUCCAUUCUUGGAGGAUUUUAGAUGUUCACGUUCAAGGACAUCAUUUUAUUACAUCAUUGGCCAGUUGAUAUUCAUGGAAGACAGCCUUCCAAAAUUUAAAUCAUCAAUGGAUCCUCAUAUGAAGGUUUUUGUUGGUCUGGAAACAACACCUGAUGGAAUGUUUCGGAUGGAUACCGUUAAAUAUGCAUUGAUUGGACUGAUGCGGGAUCUCAGAGGAAUUGUGAUGGCAACAAAUAGUCGCCGAACAUAUAAUUUCCUUUUCGAUUGGUUGUAUCCAGCUCGCAUGCCGCUUCUUCUGAGAGCAAUUACACAUUGGUAUGACACGCCAGAGGUGACAACCCCCUUAUUGAAGUUGGUGGCAGAGUUUGUUCUGAACAAGUCCCAACGACUGACUUUUGACUCAUCAUCUCCUAAUGGCAUACUGCUUUUCAGAGAAGUCAGCAAAUUAAUUGUUGCAUAUGGGUCCCAAAUCUUAUCAUUUCCCAAUUUCCCUGAUAUGUACACAUUCAAGUACAAGGGUAUAUCAAUUGUGUUGUCUAUAAUGUCCAGAGCACUUGCUGGGAACUACGUGAACUUUGGUGUUUUUGAACUAUAUGGUGAUAGAGCACUAUCAGAUGCUCUCGACAUCAUCAUAAGGAUGAUACUGUCAAUUCCUUUGCCUGAUAUACUGGCAUAUCGGAAGCUGAGAGGAGCGUACUAUGGAUUCCUGGAGGUUUUAUUGAAUAGCCAGAUAUCUUUCGUACUAAAAGCAGAUGCAAGUACUUUCAGAUACAUUGUUGGUUCACUUGAAUCGGGCCUUACAGUAUUAGAUACAAAUAUCUUGUCACAGUGUGCAUCUGCUAUUGAUAAUUUGGCUACUUUCUAUUUCAACAAUAUCACUCUUGGGGAGUCCCCUUCUUCACCAGCUGCUCUUGGCCUUGCUCGGAAUGUUGCAGAUUGCCCUGACGUAUUUCCGGAGAUUCUGAAAACGCUUUUUGAGAUCAUACUUUUUGAGGAUUGCGGCAACCAUUGGAGUCUUAGUCGGCCAAUGCUGAGUUUGAUGCUUCUAAGUGAAGAGAUGUUCACAAAUCUGAAAGCUCAGAUCUUGGCUUCACAAGCAAGAGAUGAGCAUGGUAGGCUAUCAUUGUGUUUUGAUAAACUUAUGGGAGACAUGAGUCGGAGUUUAGACAACAAAAACAGAGACAGGUUUACUCAGAAUCUCACCAAGUUCAGGAAUGAAUUCCGCAAUAGAUGAUGUAUCACAUUUUUUUUUUUCUUUUUUUCCUUCCCAGAAUUCAGAUUAUGGUUGGUUCUGUUGCUUUUGUUUUAGCAACCUCUCUCCCAUUCCCUAAUCCUCUACUAAUGCUUUUAUAUUUGUAAAGAGAGGAACAUCAAAUGCAUUUCACACUUUUCACAUUCAAUAUAAAUGUUUUUUUUUUUUA
Impatiens glandulifera is the source of this 3884-nucleotide messenger RNA. RefSeq names its product exportin-7-B-like. The record is from RefSeq and is a predicted model, not a curated record. Gene Ontology annotation, cellular component: cytoplasm; nuclear pore. NCBI's taxonomy places the organism in Eukaryota, Viridiplantae, Streptophyta, Magnoliopsida, Ericales, Balsaminaceae. Gene Ontology annotation, biological process: protein export from nucleus. Bases 548 to 3697 code for a protein of 1049 amino acids. Gene Ontology annotation, molecular function: small GTPase binding; nuclear export signal receptor activity. The transcript has 29 exons.